This is a messenger RNA of Xenopus laevis (African clawed frog), 3671 nucleotides long. It is a transcript of the gene ovch2.S, whose product is annotated as ovochymase 2 (gene/pseudogene) S homeolog. The record is from RefSeq and is marked provisional. Gene Ontology annotation, biological process: proteolysis. NCBI's taxonomy places the organism in Eukaryota, Metazoa, Chordata, Amphibia, Anura, Pipidae. Gene Ontology annotation, molecular function: serine-type endopeptidase activity. Gene Ontology annotation, cellular component: extracellular region.
GUGAAGAUGCCAACACGGAACUUACUUCUAGGAUCUAUUCUUCUAAGCCUGGCUGUGAAGGGGGAUCCUGGACCCCAUAGAGGUGCACGGUGUGGAGUAAGCCCAUUGGGUUCUGCAACGGAAUUGAACUACCUUUCUCGAAUUGUUGGAGGGAGAGAAUCAAAGAAAGGUCAACAUCCAUGGACAGUAUCAUUGAAACGGAAUGGAAAGCAUUUUUGUGGAGGAACCCUUGUGAGCCAUUGUCAUGUACUUACAGCUGCCCACUGUUUACUCGACAGGAAUGUGAAAUUAUAUAUGAGAGUUUACAUUGGAGAAUAUGAUCAAAUACUAAAAGAAGAAACUGAACAGAUGUUCAGGGUUAUCGAAAUCUUCAAACACCCCAACUUUAACCAGAGUCAGCCAAUGAACUAUGAUGUUGCUGUACUGUUGCUGGAUGGUUCCGUAACCUUUGACGAGAAUAUCCAACCAGCAUGCCUGCCAAACCCAGAUGAUGUUUUUGAACCGGGUGACCUCUGUGUUACUCUUGGGUGGGGUCAUUUAACAGAGAAUGGAAUUCUCCCUGUUGUUUUACAAGAGGUCUACUUACCCAUUGUGGACCUCUCAUCGUGCCUGCAUGUCAUGUCAGCUCUGAAAGGAACCGUUGUGUCUUCGUAUAUAGUGUGUGCAGGAUUUCCAGAAGGAGGGAAGGACGCCUGCCAGGGGGACUCAGGAGGCCCGUUGCUGUGCCAGCGCCGUCAUGGAAGUUGGGUUCUACAUGGUCUGACCUCCUGGGGGAUGGGGUGUGGACGUUCAUGGAAAAAUAAUGUGUUUUUGCCUCAUAAUAGGAAAGGAUCUCCAGGCAUUUUCACAGACAUCCAGAAAUUGCUUGGCUGGGUGAGCUCGCAGUUGAAUACAGCUGUCCCAAAUAAAAACCAGGAAAGCUGCAGCAUGCAGGAUGGCGUCCUCUCCGGGAAAUCGGGGGAGCUAAUAUUUCUCAAAAACCCAAUGUCCGUUACAAGAACAAUGAGCGGUGCAACUGGAUUCUCACUGUCCCUAAAAACAUGCACAUCUUGGAAUUUCACCCAUUUGGACAUAGAGUCUGAUUUUGCUUGCAAUCUGGAUUAUCUGGCGAUCUAUACGGAUUCACAUAGGCUCAUUGGGAAGUUUUGCGGUGAUAUCCCCCCGAGGUCCCUUCUUAUCUCCUUUUCAAGCAUUAAGCUAAACUUUUUUUCUGACUUUCACGAAAACCGGACUGGGUUUGUCUUGUACUAUUCAGCAGUGGAACCUAACACUUACCCAGACUCAGGUUGCGGAUCCUUUGCUGUGCUUUUUGAGGAAGGAGAGAUACAAAGUAUGAACUACCCUGAGAAUUACUUAAGCAACUCCAGAUGUCACUGGAUAAUCCAUGGUCCAUCUGGUUCCUAUAUCAAGCUGCAGUUUGAAGACUUUGCACUAGAACCCUCUGACGACUGCAGAUCCGACUAUCUGGCCGUUUAUGAGGAUUUGGCUGCCGAGGACAAGAUUGAAACGUUCUGUGGGUUUUCCCUUCCUGCUCCAGUGUAUAGCACUACGGCUGUGAUGCACAUAAAGUUUUCAACAGAUGAACGUGACAAUGAUAAAGGGUUCCGAGCGACCUUCACUUUUGUCAGCCCAAACAGUUUAGUUGAAGACAGUAGGCAAGGAAACAUGCCCAGCACAAACAAGAAGGAAACAACUGCCCAAGACAGCAUCUGUGGAGUUUCCCAGGUCCCCCCCAUAUUUAUAUAUAAUAGCAUUGCUAAAGUGGAAGAGGCAGUCCCCCACUCCUGGCCCUGGCACACAAGCUUACAGUAUGCUGGAGAACAUGUGUGCGAUGGAGCAAUUAUUGCAGAAAACUGGAUCCUUACAACAGCGAGCUGUGUCUUAAACAGAAAGUUCAGUGAUGUGUGGCUGGUGGAUCCUGGGAUACAUGAUCUCUUGCGGCCUGGACACAAUCAGAAAGGUUUAGUGAAGCAGAUUAUCCCUCACCCCAGUUUCAGCAGCCAAACAAAUGACUUUGACAUUGCUUUAGUGGAGCUGGAUGAAAGCCUUCAGUUCAACAGUGACAUAUUCCCUAUAUGCCUCCCUGGCAAAACCAGCGAGUUGGCACCUGCCAGCCUCUGUGUUGUCUCCGGAUGGAGUCUUCGCGGGAAAGAGGCAGAAAAGUCAACAAAGCUUCAGCAGCGUGAAGUCCCCAUCCUUACGGAUGAUGCUUGCAGUGCUCACUAUAUACAAAAUCCAGGGGGCAUCACGGAUAGGAUGCUAUGUGCUGGGAUAGGAACCGGACAGGACAAUGAUUCCUGCUCAGAGCAGUCUGGCAGUCCAUUGGUUUGUCUGUCGGAAAAAAAAGGCAUCUACACAAUUUUUGGCAUUGCCAGUUGGGGCGUCAACUGCAAGGAAAACUCCAAGCCUGGGAUCUAUACUAAGGUGUCCCCCUUUAUCGACUGGAUUCGACAAAUAAUGAGUGAUACAGGACAAAUCCAUUCAAACCUUGGUGACCCGAAACCCCAUCCGAUGGGAAAUAUAGAGCCGGAAGAAACAGCAGGCAGGGACAUUAUUCAAGGCGGGUUUCCCACAAAUGACGCCAGCUCCAACCAAAACCUUUACAUUGCGUCCAGCUGUGAGGAUGUGGUACUGCUGCAGUCACCUGGAGAGAUUAAAAUGGAAACCAAAAGCCAGAUGUAUCCCAAUGGUUUCAGUUGCCAGUGGAGAAUUAUUGCCCCAAAGUUCCAAAUAAUAAAAUUAGUCAUGAAGCAAGUGCACAUGUCUGCGGAGAAUGGAAAGUGCUGUAAUUCUCUCAUCAUCUAUGAAGGAAUCUCCAAGAACAAGACCUUAAAAGUUCGGUUCCCCACGGAUGAGAUGGUACCAGGGACUGUCUGGUCAGAGGGCUCUUCUGUUACCAUUGAGUCUCCACCACAAGUAGAUCCGGAGUUUGGAUUUUGUCUGGUGUACAGUUUCCACAGCAGAACCCAAUCCCAGGACCACGUUGUGCCUGACAGUGACAGCUCUGAACCUUAAACGGCUGAACAAGGCAAUGCUGUAAAGAUCUGUGUUCCACGGAAGGUCCCAAAUAACUCACUGUUUAUUCUCUUUUGUCUUCCUACAUACAAUCAAUCAAACAAAUCUAUUUGUUUAACUAGUCAGAGAUUGAAUCUAAUAGGAAAGUGCAAGGAAUUGGAUUUUUAAAACUGUGUGUGUGUGUGUGUAUGUAUAUAUAUAUGUAUAUGUAUAUAUAUAUAUAUAUAUAUAUAUAUAUAUAUAUAUACACACACACACAUUUUUAAUUCAAAAUAUAAAAUGAUAUUGCUAGUGCUAAGUGAUACUAAAGUAAUGGCACCAUUGGAUUGAUAUAGGAUUUCCCCAAACUUGAUUGGUUUUUAAUGCAGGGCCGCCAUCAGAAAUCACAGGGCCCCGUACAACAAAAAUUUCUGGGCCCCCUGGUCCCCGACCCACCCCAGAUCCCUCCCACACCACAGUAAAAGGCCACACAAACAGGGUAAACCCCCUCCAUGCACAAGUUAUAAAAAGCCAUUGGUGGGCAGGCCCCCGUUAUAAGUUAAAAAAAAUUUGGUGUCCAGGGUCUCAAAUAAAAGUUAAAAAAUAAACAUUGGUGGUCAGGGCCCCCCUACAAGUUAAAAAAAAUCAUUGGUGACCAGGGCCCCCCCCCAUAUAAA